UGGAGAGCCAAGGAGCGAAAAAAAUCCCGUUGGCACCGCACAGUGCAGCGCGCGCACACACGGUCGAGUUGAGAGAGAGCCGGGCGCGCGGUAUGAGUGAAUCCGCGCGGAUGUGCGCGUGUUAACGGCAUGACGGCGGAUCGUGCGAGCUGCUGUUGAAGGAGAAGAGCCGGUAAGGAGAGAGAGAGAGAGAGGAAGAGAGGGAAAGAGAGAGAGAGAGACCGCGAGAGAGCGGCGGGGGAAUCAUGCGGUGUCCUGCGCUCCGGCUGCUGGGUCUCGUGUGCCAUCUCUCCGCGCUUUUACGCACCGCGCACACUCACAAACUACACCCGAAACAAGAGAGCUUCAUCCGACAGCUGUCAUCAUAUGAGAUCAUUACUCCAGUGCGAUUGAAUGAGUUCGGAGAGUCCAUCCCGCACCGGCUGCAUUACCGCAGAAGAAAGCGCAGCGCUGACACAGAGGUCUCGGAUUUGAGGGCUCAUUACCGGAUCGAAGCGUUCGGUCAGAGGUUUCAUCUGAACCUGACUGCUGAUUCUGGAUUUAUCGCUCCGACCUACACGGUGGUUCAUCUGGGAGAGGAAGAGCAUCACGCCGCAGACCUUCGGCACUGUUUCUAUAAAGGACACGUAAACGCUCUGCAGGAACAUCAGGCCGUCUUCAGCCUCUGCACUGGACUCGUCGGUACGUUUACGACACAGAGCGGUCAGUUUUUUCUGGAGCCCCUGCUGAGCGCUGAUGGAGAAUACGAAGAGGAACAUAACAAACCUCAUCUCGUCUACAAGCACGACGCGCACAGAAAAUCACCUGACACGCAGCCGUGCACGACCUCAGAGCAUCAUACCAGCAGACACAUCAGUCUCCAUAGCAACAGAACUCUGAAAGAGGAAGUGACAUCAAUACAGGAAACGAUGCACAAACGCACGAUUCACACCAAAGAUGAUCCCAGCGACCCCCAUUCCCGUAAGAAGAGGUUCCUGUCGUACCCGCGCUUCGUAGAGCUGAUGGUGACGGCCGACACCAAGAUGGUGCGACAUCACGGACGAAACCUGGAACACUACAUACUUACAAUCAUGUCAGUAGUUGCUGCGAUCUACAGAGACCCCAGUGUAGGAAAUCUCAUAAACAUCAUGAUUGUCAAACUCAUUGUUGUACAUAAUGAACAGGAAGGGCCGAACAUAAAUUUCUAUGCAACCUCGACGCUGCAUAACUUCUGCGUCUGGCAACAAAGUCACAAUGUUUUGGACGACAGUCACCCGAAUCAUCAUGACACGGCCCUUCUCAUAACCAGGGAGGAUAUCUGCCGAGCAAAAGACAAGUGUGACACGCUAGGUUUGGCGGAGUUGGGGACGAUGUGCGAUCCGUACCGCAGUUGCUCCAUCAGCGAGGAGAACGGACUGAGCGCUUCCUUCACUAUCGCCCAUGAGCUCGGACACGUGUUUAACAUGCCUCACGAUGACAGCCCGAAGUGCCGAGAGGCCGGCGUCAAGUACCAGUAUCACGUCAUGGCUCCGACCCUGAACUACGACACCAGUCCCUGGUCCUGGUCCAAAUGUAGCCGAAAACACAUCACGGAUUUUCUCGACACCGGUUAUGGUGAGUGUCUACUGGACGAGCCUCCGGGCAGAACCUAUAAUCUUCCUGCCCAGCUCCCGGGUCAACUAUACAACGCCAACCGACAGUGUGAACUCAUGUUUGGUCCCGGCUCUCAAGUCUGCCCGUUUAUGAAACAGUGUAAACGUCUGUGGUGCACCAGCGCUGACGGCGAACACAAAGGUUGUCGCACUCAACACAUGCCUCUCGCUGACGGGACUGACUGCGGUUAUGGGAUGCAUUGCAGGCAUGGGAUGUGUGUGAAUAAGGAAAUAGAUCUGAAGCCAGUACACGGUGAAUGGGGUCCCUGGGGGCCUUACAGUGUUUGUUCGAGAACCUGCGGUGGAGGAACACGCAGCACAACACGAGACUGCAAUAAACCUGAGCCGAGAAACGGAGGGCGUUUUUGUGUGGGUCGCAGGAUGAAGUUUCGCUCGUGUAAUACAGAUCCGUGUCCCCGUGGCCAGAGAGACUUCAGAGAGGAACAGUGUGCGCAGUUUGAUGGGAAACACUUCAAUAUCAAUGGACUGCCACCAUCUGUCCGCUGGGUACCCAAGUACAGUGGCAUUUUGAUGAAGGAUCGAUGUAAACUCUUCUGUCGUGUUGCCGGGACCAUGGCUUACUAUCAGCUGAGGGAUCGGGUCGUAGACGGAACGCCGUGUGGUCCAGAUACAUACGACAUCUGUGUCCAAGGCCUCUGCCGGCAAGCAGGUUGUGACCACAUUUUGAACUCUAAGGCCAGAAAUGAUAAAUGUGGAGUUUGUGGUGGAGAUAAUUCCUCAUGUAAGACGCUCGCAGGAACCUUCAACAACGCACAAUAUGGUUAUAAUGUCGUGGUUCGGAUUCCUGCUGGUGCGACUAACAUUGAGAUUAAACAGGUCAGCUACUCAGGGUCACCAGAUGACGAUAACUACCUCGCUCUGUCUGAUGGACACUCCAACUCCCUUCUCAACGGGAACUUCGUGGUGUCCAUGUUUAAAAGGGAAAUUACAUUUAAGGGAGUCGAGAUCGAGUACAGCGGAUCAAACACUACAGUGGAACGCAUCAACUGCACGGAGCGCAUCGAGGACGAGCUCGUGUUACAGGUUCUGUGUGUGGGAAACCUCUACAAUCCAGACGUGCGAUAUUCCUUCAGCAUUCCCAUUGAACCUGAUAGAGAAGCAUUUGUGUGGGAUGUGUCCGGACCCUGGCAGGAGUGCAGUCGCAUGUGUCAAGGAGAGCGUCGACGGAAGGCAGUGUGUGUUCGCAAGAGCGACCAUUUGAUGGUUUCCGAGCAGAGGUGCGAAUAUCUGCCUCGGCCUCGGGGCACAACUGAGUCCUGCGAAACAGAAUGUGAACUCAGGUGGCAUAUAGCGGGCAGGAGCGAUUGCUCCAGUAAAUGUGGACCCGGGUACCGUACGCUGGAUGUGCUGUGCAUGCGCUACAGUCAGAACAAGAGGCAAAGCGAACGCAUGGAGGCCAGAGCCUGCGCAGACCUGCCCAAACCACAGACACGAGAGGUUUGCCAUGGAGACUGUCUCCUGAAAAGCUGGCAGUACAGCGCCUGGUCUCAGUGCUCUACGACCUGCGGUCACGGCGUCAGGACACGGCAGGCCUUCUGCAUGAACAAUCUGGGCCGCAGACUGGUUGACCGAGAGUGCAGCGAACAGCAGAGGAUUUUGACCGAACCUUGUAAUGAUGUGUCCUGUCCUGAUUGGUCCACCGGCGAGUGGAGUGAGUGUUUGGUGACAUGUGGUAAAGGUGUUAGACACAGGCAGGUGCUUUGCAUUCUGGGAGAUGAGAAACUCAAUGAGCAGCGCUGUGAUCCAAACACUAAACCUUCAUCUGUUGGCAGCUGUGAACUUCCAGAGUGUGCGUCCUGGCAAGUCGGAGUCUGGAGUCCGUGUACUGUGAGCUGUGGGCAGGGAUAUCAGAUGAGAGCGGUGAGGUGUGUAUCAGGAGAUUACCCACAGACGGUGGAUGACAGGGAGUGUAAUGCAGCCGCCAGACCUCGAGACAGCCAGGACUGUGAGAUGUCAGCUUGUCCACGCACAGCAUCGGUGUUUAACACACCAGGACCGACAGACCACCAGUCAGCUCAGACAAACACACAGUGGAGAUUCGGCUCAUGGACAACAUGCUCUGUAUCAUGUGGCGAGGGAAGAAGAGGACGUUACGUCAGCUGUAGAGAUGCUCAGGGGGGUGUGGCCGAUGAGUCUUACUGUGCCAAUCUGCCUCGACCCCCAGACUCAUCCACGUGUUUCAGCCCCUGCGGCCAAUGGAGAGAGAGCGAGUGGUCCACAUGUUCGGUAUCGUGUGGCGCGGGUCGGUCAACACGCCGGGUGGUGUGCAUGAACUAUCACCAUCAGCUGGACGACUCCUUCUGUCACCCAGAUGAGAAACCCAGCACUGAACAGGAGUGUACUGCCACCCCUUGUCAAUCUUCCUACCAGUGGCCCAACAAUCAGCCCCAUUUACCCUAUGACCCGGGCAGCCACCCCGGACAUCACAGCUGGAACGUCCCAUCGGCCGACAACCAAUGGAGGACGGGACCAUGGGGAGGGUGUUCCAGUACAUGUGAUGGGGGCUUUCAGAGGAGAGUGGUGGUCUGUCAGGACGCAGAUGGACGCAGCACCAAUUAUUGCGAUGAGAGAGUCAAACCCAGCGAAUCAAAGAGUUGCAACUCUGGACCCUGUCCACACUGGAACUACGGCGUUUGGGGAGAGUGCUCGCGGUCUUGCGGUGGCGGUCAGCGGACGCGUCUGGUGGUGUGUCAGCGUCCGAACGGGCAGCGGUUAAACCCACAUAACUGUGACGUGCUUGAGAAACCGCCCGAUGAGGAGCCGUGUAACACCCGACCCUGCCCCGGCUCCGCUUCCUGGCACAGACAAGCGUGGAAGCCGUGCUCGGUGUCCUGUGGGAAAGGAUUCAAAGAAAGACAGAUCGUAUGUGUUGACCAGAACCGAACCCAGAUUGAAGAUGAGCGCUGUGUCCAUCUGGACCGACCCAGAACACAGAAGGUCUGUAGAGCAGGACCAUGUCCCAGCUGGAGGACCAAUCAGUGGACAGCGUGUUCUGCCAGUUGUGGUGUUGGCGUUCAGACCCGUGAGGUGUUCUGCAGAGUAAAGGUCAGAGGUCGAGUCAGCGAUGAUCUGUGUGACACGCGUGUUCGUCCUGAUCAGAUCCAGUCCUGCUUGCACACGGAGUGUCAGACGUACAGAUGGACGACACACGAGUGGCAGCGAUGUAACACGACCUGUGGUCAGGGUUUGAGAUCCAGAGCCGUCUUCUGUUCGGAUAAAGAUACGAACGUCGUUUCUGACAGCAUGUGUAAUGCUUUGAACAAACCUGAGGUGCAUCAGAUCUGUCACAGCGCCCCCUGUCAGCAUAUCUGGAGCACUACAGACUGGACUCAGUGUUCAGUCACCUGUGGUUUAGGACUUCAGCGUCGGAUGGUCCACUGCUCUGCUGUGCCCUUUGACCCCAGUCUGGGACCGUUUAAUGCACAGUUAUAUUCUCAGGCUGAAUGCCCUGAACACCCGCCGCCCGACACCAGACCGUGCCAACUCUCUGAGUGCCCGUUACCCGUGUACUGGAAAGUGGGACCAUGGGGCGAGUGUUCUCAGACAUGUGGAGCUGGAGUGAUGGAGAGAAAGGUGGAGUGUGUAAACACUGAUGAUGUCACAUCUAAUGUGUGUUCACCGUCCACACGACCCGAGUCUCACGCCACCUGCCGACAGACAGACUGUGAACUAUACACGACCUGUAGAGAGGUUCAGAUGAAAGGCGGCAUUAGAGAAGAUGGAGAGCAUUAUCUCAAAAUCCAAUCUAAGAUCCUGCAGAUCUACUGCGCUGAAAUGCAGACCGCCAACCCAAAAGAGUAUGUGACCCUGCGCAGCGGCCAAACAGACAAUUACUCUGAGAUCUAUGGAUACAGACUUCAGAAGCCGUUUGAAUGUCCAUUUAAUGGCAGCAGAAGACAAGACUGUGACUGUAGGAAUGAUUAUUCAGCUGCUGGUUACACCGUCUUUCAGCGGGUACGACUGGAUCUUCUGACAAUGCGAAUCAUCACGACUGAUGUGAGGUUUAGUGAAACACUGUUUGGUCGCUCCGUCCCGUUCGCUUCAGCUGGAGAUUGUUAUAGUGCUGCUAAAUGUCCUCAGGGUCAGUUUAGUAUCAACCUCGCUGGCACCGGGUUAAAGGUUGCAGGUUCGACUAAAUGGGUUUCUCAGGGGAAUUAUGUGACACUUAAAGUUCAUCGUUCACAGGAUGGCAGCAGAAUCUACGGUCGAUGUGGAGGAUUUUGUGGUAAAUGUCUCCCUCAUCCACACACCGGCCUUCUUGUUCACAUUUAGUGAGAGAGACUUCAAAUAAAUCUGUUGAGCUCUUCCAGAGAUGUAAACGUCUCUCCAUCAUGGCAGCAGGUGUGAAACUGUGAACGAGGACAUUUGGAAAAUGAAUGUAGUUUAUUGGAAAGGAUUGUGGGUGAAAUGAUUGUAACGUGUUUAGGUUCAGCAGGGUAACAGCAUGAGGCAAAAGAUUUCAUCUUGUUCAGUCAGCAUCCUUUCUCGGCUGUUAUACAAUCACAUUUUUAUUUUUACCAAACAGAUAUAGCAACCAUUUUUUGAGCAAUCAUACAAAACUACUGCGGUAAUACCAUGGUACGAUUAUAAUAUCAGAUGGUACCUGAGGUAUUGGAUAAUUAGUCAAUUUAUACCAUCAUGGUAUUUACAGUGCAUUAUGCUGAUGGGUAGUUGGAGUACAGUACAAAGAGAUUACUGCGGUAUUAACAUGGUACAUUUAAAGUAUUGUAUUUGUUUAUUUAAAAACUAUUCAAGCACCAAAUGAGAUUAACAAAGUAAAACUACUGAAGACGUUUGUCGGAUUGACAUGAACUUCACUGUGUAUUAAACUUUGGUUGCUAAUAGAUUUUAGAUGAGA
Molecule: messenger RNA, 6510 nt
Organism: Misgurnus anguillicaudatus (oriental weatherfish)
Lineage: Eukaryota; Metazoa; Chordata; Actinopteri; Cypriniformes; Cobitidae
Product: A disintegrin and metalloproteinase with thrombospondin motifs 20
Biological process (GO): proteolysis; extracellular matrix organization
Cellular component (GO): extracellular matrix
Molecular function (GO): zinc ion binding; metalloendopeptidase activity
Source: RefSeq, a predicted model, not a curated record